AGCAAGAGGGGGUUGCAGGCAGUAGCUCAGCAGUCACUCUCUGGAGAAAAAAGGAGUUUAGAUUGGGAUAAGGAAGCAUUCUAGGGGGAAGAGUAGGCCCUGGGAUCCUGCCCUGGUCUACAAGAGUCUGGCAGAGGCCGAGAGGAGUGAAGUAGCUUCUGAGAGCGGAGGAGGCUCUGACUGGUAAAGUUAGAAGUGUGCCAGGAGAUAGAGAUGUGGGGAAGGAAGGAGCCCAGGGAAAUAGCAACAUGGUAUUAGAUUGAGUGGACUGUGGUUACUAGGCAGUUCCCUGGGUUGGAACUCAGAGUAGUGGGCGGGCCUGGGUUCCCCUGCCAGUCACUGGGAAAGUGACUACACUACAGACAACUGCCUGAUACAACGUGGGACAGCUUGCCCAGGGGGACUCUGAACCCCCGGGAGGGGAGGACUGAAUAGUGACCUGGCUGGAGUCAUGAAGAGGGAACACCCUGAGUCCCAGAGUGAGAGGGGGCCACAGUGCGAGGAACCGACAGAAGGGGGUGCCAGACCAGGCGAGAGCUAAUCCCCAGGCCCCAGCAGCUUUAACACACCAUCAGUGCCUUGUUAGUGUGCCAUGCGCUGUGAGAUAUCUCUUCUCUUUGUGUGUGACUGUGAGUGUUUCCCUUGUGUUUGAAUUUAUUCAAUACAACCUUGAGCUUCAUAAUGGAUACCAUGAGUAAAGAGAAAAAUAGAAUCAAAGCACAGAGUUUUCAACACUGAAUGGACGAAUAAAUUCUUAUGUACUGUUCCAAAGGCAAAAUGCUGUGCCUCGUGUGUCGCAAAAUGUUAGCCGUUCCAAAAGAAUACAACCUUCGGCGGCACUUUGAGACUAAACAUCCCAAUCUCACCAAAUUGAACCCCAAUGAAAAAAUAAUUUUGAGCCUUUCUUGACGGGAUAGACGCCGAGUGCAGUGACUAAAUCUACCAUACGGAAGUGAGGUGGUUGAGUCGAGGAAGAGUGCUCCAGUCUUUUGUUGCUUUGAAAGAGGAGGUAGCAAAAUUCCUUGAAAAUGGGCCAAUAAAAUUCCCAGAGCUUGAAAAUGAGUCCUGGAAUCAAGAUCUCUUUUUCUUUUGUGAUAUUACAGCACAACUGAAUGAUCUCAACAUUCAACUUCAGGGGAAAAAAAUCAAUGUAUAUUUCAAAUUUGUGCAGCAGUGAAAACUUUCAAAAUGAAAUUGAAACUUUUCAGAAGUCAGCUGUCAAAAGGUGAAAUGUGUCACUUUCCCACUUGUGCACAGCACAUUCCUCAGCACAAACACGCUGAGUUAGAAGAAAAAUACGCAAAGCACGUGAAUCUUUUGAUUGAAGAAUUUGACGGAAGACUUACUUUGUCUAAAGAAGAAGACGUCCAGUUGAAGCUGAUUGAAGAUCCCUUUUCUGUGGAUCCAGAGGAAGUGCCACUAGAUUUGCAGUUGGAGGUUAUCGAACUUCAAUGUUCAGCAGUUUACCGAAAUAAGCACAGAGAAAGCAGCCUGCGGGACUUCUACAAAAGUCUGGACAAUGAAAAAUACAAGAAUCUUAUCGAAGUUGCGCUGAAAACAUUCAGCAUUUUUGGAAGCACUUACAUAUGUGAACGAACGUUUUGCAUCAUGAACAUGAAUAAAAACAGGCAACGUUCUUCUCUGACUGACGACCAUUUGGAAGACAUUAUGAAAACAUCCGCUUCAAAUAUGACCCCCGAAUAUGACAAGCUUGUUGCCGAAAAGAGAUGUACUAUCUCUCAUUAAAUUUGCAAGGUAACUAUGAAAAGUACAAAUGUUUUCUUUCAACGGAACAGGUGUCUUUCAUUUUUCCAUGAUUCAUAAAAAAAAUUAAAAUUAAAAAAAAAGUUUGCUUUAAUU
Molecule: messenger RNA, 1860 nt
Organism: Chelonia mydas (Green sea turtle)
Lineage: Eukaryota; Metazoa; Chordata; Testudines; Cheloniidae
Product: EPM2A-interacting protein 1-like
Exons: 2
Coding region: 1189-1746 (185 amino acids)
Molecular function (GO): protein dimerization activity
Source: RefSeq, a predicted model, not a curated record